This is a messenger RNA of Spodoptera frugiperda (fall armyworm), 428 nucleotides long. RefSeq lists its product as uncharacterized. The coding region runs from base 40 to 384 and encodes 114 amino acids. NCBI's taxonomy places the organism in Eukaryota, Metazoa, Arthropoda, Insecta, Lepidoptera, Noctuidae. The record is from RefSeq and is a predicted model, not a curated record. The transcript is spliced from 4 exons.
UGUGUCCUUCGACUGAACACGUUUAGCAGAUUGGGUAAUAUGUCUUCCUGCAACGUUUUUGUGUUGUGUAUAGUAUAUUCCAUAAUACUCAUGGUAGAGGCUCAUGGGCCUCCAAAGGAGAGAGAUAAUGAAGACAUUGCGAUGGGGCGGAAGGUAAAAAAAAUGGGCGCCAAGUGGUGCAGUAUGGCGAAGGUGUGCAACCACGACCGCGUUCCAAUCUGCGGCCUGAGCCACGCCGGAGACAUCAUGGGGUUCAGGGAUCUCUGUGACAUGUUCGACUAUAACUGCAUCAGGAGGAGAAAUUACAAGCAGACGCCAUGCCCCGACGACCGCACCCAGCUGACCGUCUCCCGCCGACCCACCAACAGCUAUUACGAUGAUUAAACUAACUAUGUAGUUAAAUAACCCAUUCAUUGAAUAUUCCAUUU